CAGUGACAUAAACAUAAAAACCUCGGAUAAGUCCGCGCGAGCUGCUCGGAUCCGCGCGGACCUCCGAGUUUUUAAUGUUUUUACCACUGUCCGAUCUCCUACUGUGGGUGGGGGGACCCUCGCGCCUCGCUUCGCCACCCGUCCCCGUGUCGUCGCAUGUUCUGCGCCUCAUCGUCCUCUCUCCUCGUCGGCAUUCACACGGCCGCCUGGCCACGAGGGUGACCAUCAUGGGCAGCGACAUUAUCGUGGCCUGCCGCCCUGAUCAUCAUCGUCAUCGUCACCACCGCCGUCCUCGUUGCAUACACAUGGCGGCCGGGCGCCCCUGACCAUGGCCAUCGACAGCGUCCGCCUGGGCAUCACCGCUGGCCGUGGCCGCCAUCAGCACCGAGCUCAGGAUCUCGCGGUCACGCUCGGCGCUGCUCCCGCGGCCGCGGGCGCCAUGGCUCCCCUCCGCGGCACCGCGCUGCCGGCCUGCGCGGCCAUCUCCCUCGGGCUCUGCCUCCUGCCGGGCGCCUUCGUGGCGCCCGCGCCCUCGGCGCGCCCGGCCGCCUCGGCGGCCACCGCGCGGGGGCGGGUGGCGCGCGCCGCGCGCGGCGGCGGCGAGUACGACGUCAGCGACGCCGACAUCCAGGCGUUCUACGACGAGACCAUCUCGGGCAGCGGCGGCGACCCCCCGAAGGGCACGAUCGCGGCGGAGCUCAUCGUCAAGCACUUCCACGGGGUGUGGGACGAGAGGGGCACGUUCACCCGCUACAGCGGCCAGUGGAAGGGCCCGCCCCCUGGGGGGAUCGGCAAGAGGGACAUUGCCGUCGGCAUCGCGGGCCUCAAGGAGCAGAUGAAGCUGGGCAAGCACGUCGUCAAGGGUGGCCCCGGGAGCGACGAGACUCAGAAGGUGAUUGACGACGGGAAGGGUUGGGUCUGGCUGGCCGCGGACAUGAGCCCUGGCGGCCUGGCGGUGCAGCUGUACACCUCUGUGCCGUAUGGCAAGCGCCCGCUACUGGUCGCCAAGCGCUCCGAGGUGGACACUAUGUUCGAGAAGGUGAAUUGGGAUCUUAUGGACAAGCGCAUUGACACCACCAUGGGCGGGCCCCAGGUGAAGCAGCGGUGAUGCGCAGUCGCCCAGGGGCGACCAGAACCAUCCAGCUCUGCGGGUUUCCCUGGCGGAAGCCCACAUCCUGCAGAGCUCGAGGAGUAGAGUUUCGAUGGUAUCGCCGCUCGGUUUGAGAUUCCAUGCGCUGGAUUAUUGUUUGGCGGCUGCGCUGUGCCCGUGCCUCGCCGCGCCGAUUUUCGGGCAGUAGCGAUCAGCAA
Messenger RNA from Prorocentrum cordatum, 1308 nucleotides. NCBI's taxonomy places the organism in Eukaryota, Dinophyceae, Prorocentrales, Prorocentraceae. The record is from the annotation of a GenBank genome assembly.